This is a messenger RNA of Aedes aegypti (yellow fever mosquito), 1199 nucleotides long. Its product is annotated as asparagine-rich protein-like. The transcript has 2 exons. NCBI's taxonomy places the organism in Eukaryota, Metazoa, Arthropoda, Insecta, Diptera, Culicidae. The annotation marks the transcript as partial. The record is from RefSeq and is a predicted model, not a curated record.
GUUUUGGAUCUGACUCUGAAUCUGAGUCCGAAUAUGAGUUCAAAUCAGAGUCUGAAUCGGAAUAUGAAUCUGACUCUGAAUCUGAGUCUGAAUCUGAGUCUGAAUCUGAAUCUGACUCUGAGUCGAAUCUGAUUCCGAUUCUGAGGCUGAAUCUGACUUUGGCUCUGAAUUUGACUACAAAUCUGGCUCUGAAUCAGGUUUUGAAUCUGACUCUGAAUCUGAGUCUAAAUCUGAGUCUGAAUCUGAGUCUGAAUCUGGGUUUGAAUCUGAAUAUGAAUCUGGGUUUGAAUCUGAAUAUGAAUCUGACUCUGAAUCCUAGUCUGAAUCUGGGCCUGAAUCUGAGUCUGAAUCUGGGCUCGAAUCUGAAUCUGAAUCGGAAUUUAAAUCUGAAUACGUGUCUGAAUCUGAGUCUGAAUCUGAGCCUGAAUCUGAGCUUGAAUGUGAGUCUGUAUCUGAAUGUGAAUCUGAAUCUGAGUAUGAAUCUGAAUCUGAAUCUGAUCUUUAAUCUGACUCAGAAUUUAACUCUGAGUCUGACUCUGAACCUGUCCCUAAGUCUGACCUUGAACCUGAGUCUGAAUCUGAAUCUGAGCUUGAAUUCUGAAUCUGAGUCUGAAUCUGAAUCUGACUCUGAGUCGAAUCUGAUUCCGAAUCUGAGGCUGAAUCUGACUUUGGCUCUGAAUUUGACUACGAAUCUGACUCUGAAUCUGACUCUGAAUCAGGGUUUGAAUCUGACUCUGAAUCUGAGUCUAAAUCUGAGUCUGAAUCUGAGUCUGAAUCUGGGCUCGAAUCUGAAUCUGAAUUUAAAUCUGAAUACGUGUCUGAAUCUGAGUCUGAAUCUGAAUCUGAGUCUGAAUCUGAGUCUGAAUCUGAGUUUGAAUCAGAGUCUGAACCUGAGUAUGAAUCUGACCCUGAAGCUGACUUUGAAUCUGAUCCUUAAUCUAACUCAGAAUUUGACUCUGAUUCUGACUCUAAAUCUGAGUCUGAACCUGGCCCUGAGUCUGACUCUGAAUCUGAAUCUGAGUCUGAAUCUGAGUCUGAACCUGAGUAUGAAUCUGACCCUGAAGCUGACUCUGAAUCUGAUUCUUAAUCUGACUCAGAAUUUGACUCUGAGUGUGAUUUUGAAUCUGAGUCUGAAUCAAAAUCUGAAUAUGUGUCUGAAUCUGAGUCUGAAUCUGAAUCUGAGUCUAAAUCUAGUCUGA